Pungitius pungitius (ninespine stickleback) is the source of this 5830-nucleotide messenger RNA. It is a transcript of the gene elmo2, whose product is annotated as engulfment and cell motility 2. The record is from RefSeq and is a predicted model, not a curated record. The transcript is spliced from 23 exons. NCBI's taxonomy places the organism in Eukaryota, Metazoa, Chordata, Actinopteri, Perciformes, Gasterosteidae. The coding region runs from base 505 to 2676 and encodes 723 amino acids. Gene Ontology annotation, biological process: actin filament organization; cell motility.
AUAAGUCUGGAACAUUGCGCAUCUUCGCCAUACUGCCUCCUGCCUUUUAGGAAGAUGCAAAUUGAAUCGUGCACAAAUUAAAUGAGAUCAAAGGUCUCCCUCAUUAGCGGACGGGGGGAGAUUUACAUAGUGUCCCGCCUACAGGGCGGGGAACUGUAUCCCCUUUGCAAAAGUAUCUUAUGAGAGAGAGAGAGGGGGAGAGAGAGAGAGACCCCGAGCAUCACCAGCGGCUCAGUCCCUCCGCGAGUAACGCCGAGCAUCGAGGUUCACGCCGCCGCCUCGCAGAGGAGCCACGGACGGGAGACAGACAUCACCAUGACCGCAAUGGAGGAGCAGGCAGAGACCGGCCGGACCACUGAAUAACAGCGGCCGCCUUUAGAGGAAAACCCCCCCGGCGCCGACUGUGGGGUCGCGGGGAAGGUGACUCUGGUUUAUACAGCAGAGCUGUGAGAGUGACGUAGCCCCUCAAUUCCCCCUCCAUCAGGGUGCUGUGAUAAGACAGCCAUGCCGCCCCCGGCCGACAUCGUGAAAGUUGCUAUAGAAUGGCCUGGUGCUAAUGCUCAGCUUAUAGAGAUGGACCAGAAAAGACCUUUAUCCUCAAUAAUACGGGAAGUAUGUGAUGGCUGGUCUCUAUCGGGCUCCGAGCAGUUUGCUCUGCGUUAUGCUGAUGGCCCUCAGCUCUACAUCACUGAGCAGAGCCGUGGUGAAAUCAAGAACGGGACCAUCCUCCGAUUGGCCAUUUCACCCGCUCGCGCUGCUCGUCAGCUCCUGGAGAGGAUCCAAUCCCACGGGAUCGACGCCCGGCUGGAGGCUCUGAAAGAGCUCGCCAAGCUGUCCGCAGACCCGACCUUUGCCGCUGAGUUCAUAAAUAUGGAAGGCAUUGGGACACUUGCACGUCUUGUCGAGAGUGGCACCCACUUUGGUGAAAUGCUGGCCUUCACUCUCACUGCCUUCCUGGAGCUGAUGGAUCAUGGCAUUGUGUCCUGGGACCUUAUCUCCCUCUCCUUUAUCAAACAGAUUGCAGGCUACGUGAACCAGCCGAUGGUGGACGUGUCCAUUCUGCAGCGCUCUCUGGCCAUCCUCGAGAGCAUGGUGCUCAACAGCCACAGCCUCUACCAUCGAGUGGCACAAGAGAUCACCGUUGGACAGCUCAUCGGGCACUUGCAAGUGUCAAACCAAGAGAUCCAAACGUAUGCCAUCGCCCUCAUCAAUGCUCUGUUCCUGAAGGCACCAGAGGACAGACGGCAGGAGGAAUACACUAACCCGCUGGAGCAGCACCUCACUGAAAUGGCGAGCACUUUGGCACAGAAACACCUGCGAUCCAUCAUCCUCAAUCAUGUUAUCAGAGGAAAUCGACCAAUCAAAGCCGAAAUGGCACAUCAGCUGUAUGUGCUCCAGGUUUUGACCUUCAACCUUUUGGAAGAGCGAAUGAUGACCAAAAUGGAUCCCAAUGACCAGGCUCAGAGAGACAUCAUAUUUGAGCUGCGAAGGAUUGCUUUCGAUGGAGAAAAUGACCCCACUGGUACAGAAAAGAGAAAGGCCAUGUACACCAAGGACUAUAAGAUGCUGGGGUUCACUAACCAUGUGAAUCCGGCCAUGGACUUUACCCAGACUCCCCCGGGAAUGCUGGCUUUGGACAACAUGCUGUACCUCGCCAAGGUUCACCAGGACACGUACAUCAGGAUUGUGUUGGAGAACAGCAGCCGCGAGGACAAGCACGAAUGUCCCUUCGGCCGGUGUGCCAUCGAACUCACUCGAAUGUUGUGCGAGAUUCUCCAGGUCGGAGAAUUGCCUAAUGAGGGCUGCAACGACUACCACCCCAUGUUCUUCACUCACGACCGGGCUUGGGAGGAGUUCUUCUGUGUCUGUAUCCAGCUUCUUAAUAAAACCUGGAAGGAGAUGAGGGCCACAGCUGAGGACUUCAAUAAGGUGAUGCAGGUGGUCCGUGAGCAGAUCACCAGGGCUCUGGCAAUGAAGCCGUCAUCUUUGGACCAGCUGAAGAAUAAACUGCGAGGCCUCAACUAUUCAGAGAUUCUGCGUCUGCGGCAGUCUGAGCGAAUGAGCCAGGACGACUUCCAGUCCCCCCCGAUCAUUGAGCUGCGGGAGAGGAUUCAGCCGGAGAUCUUGGAGCUUAUCAAGCAGCAGCGACUCAACCGGCUGUGUGAGGGGAGCUGUUUCCGGAAGCUGGGGAACCGCCGAAGGCAAGAGAAGUUUUGGUUCUGCAGACUCUCGCUGAAUCACAAAGUGUUGCACUACGGAGACCUUGACGAGUCACCUCAGGGGGAAGUGCCUUUUGAGCAACUAAGUGACAAGAUUCCCGUCUCUGACAUCAAGUCUGUGGUGACCGGCAAGGACUGCCCUCAUAUGAAAGAGAAAAGUGCACUGAAACAAAACAAGGAGGUGUUGGAGUUGGCUUUCUCCGUCCUCUAUGAUCCCGAUGAGACUCUCAAUUUUGUGGCACCAACCAAGUAUGAGUACUGCAUCUGGACUGAUGGGCUGUGUGCGCUCCUGGGCAGAGAGAUGGGCAGCGACCUGACACGCAGUGAUCUAGACACUCUCAUCAGCAUGGAGAUGAAGCUACGCCUCCUCGACCUUGAGAACAUCACAAUCCCGGAAGCCCCGCCCCCUGUGCCAAAAGAGCCAAGCUCUUACAACUUUACCUACAACUACAGCUGAGAUGUGUGUGUGUGUGUGUGUGUGUGCGCGCGUGUGCAUAUGUGUGUUUGUCAAGGACGGUUAUCUUCUGAUGAAUUAAGCUGCAGAUGGUAAAAUUACUUUGAAUAUAUAAUUAUUUUUUACAUUUCAGAACCCUGGAGACUUUUCUCAAUACUCAUUUGAGAUGCUGUAUGGUUAUCUAAUGUGUUGAUAGCUUCACGGGAAUGUCUGAGGUCAGGCUCCACUACAGAGCAGUUCCUCCUGUGAGUGCAGUCUCUAGGAUAAGCCUCCUCAUUCUUCGCUGUUGAAAGGUAUGAAGCUACCUUAAGGGUGAGCCUCACGGGGAAUAAAGAUCUGUACUUUUUUUUUUUUUAGUCAUAUUGCGGCCUAACUGGUAAAUGAAAUGGUCUCCAUGACGACAGAAGAUAUAGUGACCGUUUUAAUAAUACCUUUUUGAUUUGGUCCAUCCCUCCAUAAGAAGGAUGCUUUUAAUUUAAGGAGGACACUGAGAAGGCCGAAGGUUUACAAACUCCUGAAAGGACAUUCAGCCCGUGUGUCGCCAAAAUCCACUUUAGAGGAAGGCAAAGUUAAUGUCAGGAGAUAUUGGACGUGUCGUUUCUGCUCAAAGGAUGGUUUCUCUAAUCAAAAAGCCACCCAUAUACCAGUGUGAAGGCAUUUGCCAAGCAGCUUAGUAUGGAAAAGAAAACGUGCCAACAUUCAGUUCUAAAGAGAGCCAGAGGCACCGUUUAAAAAUCAACGAGGAUAAUAUUUGAUUGUUACUUUAAUCAUGUUUUUUAUACCUGGACUAAAAACUACAAUUAGGUUAUGCAUUGAUCAUUUGACAUAUUAAAUAAACUAGUAAUCACAAUUCCCUGGAAAUGAAUUUUUCAAGUUAACAUAAGUCUUUGUUCCAAAACCCCCAACAAAAUGAGUUUUCUAUAGUGGAAGACAGAAACUACAAAGAAACUAUAUCAGAGAAGGUGGAUCUAGUUCAUUUUUUUUUAAAUAUUUAAAACAAGUGUUUGUUAAUAUUUUUGCAGAUGAAUUGCUUGCUCAUCAACUAAUCAAUUAAUGCGCAAUACUUCUCAGUUGCACACAAUUGGUUCUGACAGCUUAUGUAUUUGUUACAGCUUCUGUUUCCUUAACAUUCAUGCUGCUUCAGAUCUUUUGACGCACUUCUCUCUCUGACAUAUUUCAUAGCUGGUUAAAAAGUGUGGUAUAAAUAUAUGUAUCUCGUUGAAUUGAUACUGUUCAAGCAUGUUGUGUGGACACACUGUUGACAACUCAAUGUGUCUGAGUGUGUAUUGGUGUCUGCAGAUUUGGGGUCUUGUGUAUACUGUUUAUUUUGGGAGAUGGAAGAAAUAUUCUCAAUAUUUCAUAUGAAUCAAGCCCUAAGCUCUGAAAUCCAAUGCGAAUUACCCUUCUUUUUUUAGUUUUAGUCACUGCAUUGCCUUAUCAGUCAAAGUUUGGGGUAAAAUUAGUAUUUAUAAGCAGUACAUUAAUGGUUUAUAACAUAUUAAAUAAUUGUUUAUCUUCAAGAGUGUUUGUAAAUCAUUAACUGUUAAAAUGAGACUAUAGAUGUACAGCUGGAUUAAAACCAUUUGAAGGUGUGUUUUAAAGUAAAUGUGUGUACAUUAUGUAAUACUGUUAUUUGAAACGAUGAUUAACUGCUAAUCAAGCAGUUAUAGUUGCUUCAAAGCAAGAUUAACACUUUUGAACUGUUUUAAACCACUUCUAUAUACUGCUUAUAAACGCUAAAUUGGGUUUGUUUUACCAUAACAGGUAAUAUUAGAGUGACAAGUUGGUGUUUCUUUCCAGUCAAACUUGACAUACCAAGAAUGUGUUUGAAUAAAUCAGCAGUUUUGAAGCUUGAUUUCAGACCUUUUUGGAGCACUGCCCAGGCGAACGGGAGCAGCUCUGUUGGCCAGUUUUAUAAAACGAGAACAUCUAGUGCUGCUCGUGUAUCGUGUGAGCAGAAAGUAUUCUGUGCUUUGUACGCAGUGAUAGUUUAUAGUACUACUGCUUGAUGUUUUCUUCUUUCCAGAGUGUCAUUGAUUUGUGUAUUCUAUUCACUUUAGCCACCUAAUGGCCUGUUUAAACCAGUACUAAUCACUACUGUCACUUGUUAAUGCAGAAUAGAAUUAUAUUUUUGUAAAUGAUUGUACAAUCUUAUCAGCUGUGAAGAGAAUGGGUAUCGAACCAACAGUAUCGCUCUGUACAACACAAUCAAACGCCCAUCAUUUUGGAAGGACUUUCACACACACGAAGAAAGGUAAAUUUCAGUCUUCACGUUUUUCUUUUCACAUUUUUGGUUUUCAAACUACAACCACCUCAUACUGUUUAGGAACGAGACCCACCCCAGCACCCAAUGAUGAUGUCAGUGUUCAUGUAUCUUAUAAUUGUAAUGGAAAAUGCUGUUGAUGAUGUUUGUGAAAAGGAAUAUAUUUGAAGUUAGUUGUUUUUCAAAUAAUGUUUCCGUUUUGUUUUAUAACCACUUAUGUCGGAGGUGGUUAAGGUUCCCUGUGGAGUUUUAGACCUUCCCGUGCUGUGGAGCUGUCCUUCUUGGACUGGGUCCAUGUCCCGUGAGUCUGAUGCACAGAAACAAGGACGCUGGUGUGGUACUAAUGACCUCCAACGCUUCCCUCUUCUACCACCAUCAACAGGUGGCAGUCAUCCACCAAUAAAUGCCGCAUCGCUGUGUAGAUAAAUUCUGUAACCUAUUAAAGAUAGUAGAAAAUACUUCCAUCAAAAUGACACAUUUGUUUGACCUAAAGCAUACACACCAGUUUCAAUGAGCAACAGAGACUGCAAACAGGUUAAACAAGUAAACUCCACAGGGCUCCUUUACUGCUCACAAAAGGUUGUUUUAUAUUCUAGUAGGUUGUCAAAUUGCAGCUCAAAUAUAUCAAUGACAAAAUACCGCAGUGAGUAUAGGAUUGUUGCAUUGGAUGUACUAACAGUAUGACUUGGUACAUGAAUCGCUAAAAUAUUUAUUUAAAUUUGCUAGUGAUCGUAAAAGAAUGACAUGUUUAAGAAAUAACGACAAGUCAAAUUAUGGUUUACAUAUAGAUCGUAGUAUGUAUAUACAGUAUUGUGUUGCCUUAUUGAAGAAAAUGUAUGAUGUUUUGUGUGAAUAAAUACAGAGUCUAACUAGAUUAGACAUCUUAAUUGUUUA